AUGGAGGUAUUACAAGAUGCCGCGACACAAACUAGUAAUUCAAUAACGUUAUGUAUAAUUCAAGCAAAAUUUAUUACACUUUUUUCUUAUCCAUUACAAUUACUACCAGUAAUCUUAACAAUUAAUUUAUGGUUCGCUGUAGUGAGAUAUGAUGUUAAAAUUGAACAAAAAUAUUUUUGGUGGUUCACUGGAUUUAUUUGGGGAUGGACAAUUUUAUAUAAUGUUAUAAGUUUGAUACUUGAUAGUAGAGUAACAAAUUCAAACGUUAGCGCAACUGAAUUCUUUUGCGUACAAUCUUUUAAAAUGAUGUGGAUUUGGUAUUGUUAUUUAAUAUCAAUGAUUAUUCUAACCACUAUCUCACUAAUUAUUACAGUCCAUUCUGGCAUUGUAUUUUGGUCCCGUUGGCAAAAUUUUUCAAAUAGGCAGAGUAGAAAUACCGCUAUUAAGCUAGGACUAGCCGGUCGUUUAUUGGUUUUAAGUUCAGUAUUUUUACCAUGUUGUUACUAUGUACCACCAAACGUCCUACGUUCUCAAGAACAAUCAGGAAUAAGUCGUGAUGAAGUUAAUCCUUCAUUUCAACUUCAAAUAAUAGGGGAAGAUGGAAAUCAACUACAGCUUCCUUCAAGAUCUCCUAGGAGUCAUCUAGGAACAAAUGAUAUAGCUGAUAUGAACAUACUUAUACCUGACAGUCCUGGUGGUGGAUCAAGUUUUUUGACUAUUUCGAGUCAGAAUAUGACGUUAGAAGAUCUUCCACCUUUGCCUAGCUCUCCACCACCAUUACCCUCACCUACAAUACCUUUACAAACGAGAGAUGAUUUUAGAAUACAUGAAUUACAACGAGACGGCUAUUCAAAUUCUGGUCAAUUUAAUAUUGAUUGGUAUAAAAUUGAUGACUUUGAAGAUAAUAAAGAUGUAGUAAUUACUGAUUAA
This is a messenger RNA of Dentiscutata heterogama, 930 nucleotides long. The record is from the annotation of a GenBank genome assembly. Lineage: Eukaryota; Fungi; Glomeromycota; Glomeromycetes; Diversisporales; Gigasporaceae.